AGGGUUGCUGGCUGACUUCUUACGAAGAAGUUCCUUCUAACAGAAAGGCAGUGAUAGUGCCCAGCAUGUUCCCUUCAGGUCAAGCUGGGGAGCCAAGGGAAGCAUCUGCUUUUGGUGAAGAAGAGAUAUCAGUCAAUGUGAAUGAGCUACAAACUGAUACCUCUUUGCAGAAGCAAUGUCAAAUUGAUGAAAAUUUCGAUGAAAACUUCCCUCUUGAAAGAGGUAACUGUGAUGUGGGUGACGGCAUUGCUUCGAGUAAGACUUGUGAGGAAAAUGAGACAGAAAAGUUUUGCUCUCAAUCCAUAACUCCAAGAAAUCCAAAACCUAAAGCAAAAGAAGUUUCGAACUUUCCUUUGGAACGAUGUAUGAGGAUUUUGCCACAUGACCAAAAUGGAGGAGCCUUUUCAAUUGCUGUCCUCCAAAAAUUUCUCAUUCAAGAGACAGGCCAAGUAAGCAAGUAGGUUAUACGGAUGAAAGUGGCAAGACUGGAGGGCCAGCAAAGGAGGUCAAUGAGGCAUCAUGCACGGGUAAUACAAGCAUAAUUGUUAAUGCACCAAGUGAUGAUAAUGGUGAUUUAGCUGAGGGAAGUGUGGCCUCAGAUUCUUUGGA
Messenger RNA from Nymphaea colorata (pocket water lily), 609 nucleotides. RefSeq lists its product as uncharacterized. The record is from RefSeq and is a predicted model, not a curated record. The transcript is spliced from 2 exons. Lineage: Eukaryota; Viridiplantae; Streptophyta; Magnoliopsida; Nymphaeales; Nymphaeaceae. Bases 66 to 461 code for a protein of 131 amino acids.